This is a messenger RNA of Insectozyma verbasci, 1341 nucleotides long. The record is from the annotation of a GenBank genome assembly. Lineage: Eukaryota; Fungi; Ascomycota; Pichiomycetes; Serinales; Debaryomycetaceae.
AUGCCACCAAAAGCUGAUUGGGAUAAAUACGUUGCUCCAACAGAAGAUGAAGAAAAACAAGAUAAAAUUGUCCCUUUAAGUGAAGGAGAUAUACAAGUUUUAAAAACUUAUGGUGCUGCUCCUUAUGCUACAUCAAUUAAAACAAUUGAAAAAGAUUUAAAAACUAUUGAAGAAAGAAUAAAACAAAAUAUAGGUAUAAAGGAAUCUGAUACUGGGUUAGCACCACCUCAUUUAUGGGAUGUUUUAGGUGAUAAACAAAGAAUGCAAGAAGAACAAUCAUUACAAGUUGCAAGAUGUACAAAAAUUAUCGAAGCAACACAACCACAAACUUCAACUUCUGGUUUACAAAAUGCAGAUACAAAAUCAAAAUAUGUUAUAAAUAUUAAACAAAUUGCUAAAUUUGUUGUUGGAUUAGGCGAACGAGUAUCACCAACUGAUAUUGAAGAAGGUAUGAGAGUUGGAGUUGAUCGUCAUAAAUAUGAAAUUCAAUUACCAUUACCACCAAGAAUAGAUCCAUCAGUUACAAUGAUGACAGUUGAAGAAAAACCUGAUGUAACAUAUUCUGAUGUUGGUGGAUGUAAAGAUCAAAUUGAAAAAUUACGAGAAGUUGUUGAGUUACCAUUAUUAAGUCCUGAAAGAUUUGUUAAAUUAGGUAUUGAUCCACCAAAAGGAAUAUUAUUAUAUGGACCACCAGGUACAGGUAAAACUUUAUGUGCUAGAGCAGUUGCAAAUAGAACAGAUGCUACAUUUAUAAGAGUUAUUGGUUCUGAAUUGGUUCAAAAAUAUGUUGGUGAAGGUGCUCGUAUGGUUAGAGAAUUAUUUGAAAUGGCGAGAACUAAAAAGGCAUGUAUUAUAUUUUUUGAUGAAGUUGAUGCAAUAGGUGGAGCAAGAUUUGAUGAUGGAGCAGGAGGAGAUAAUGAAGUUCAAAGAACAAUGUUGGAAUUAAUUACACAAUUAGAUGGUUUUGAUCCAAGAGGUAAUAUUAAAGUGAUGUUUGCAACAAAUAGACCAAAUACCCUUGAUCCAGCGUUAUUAAGACCUGGUAGAAUUGAUAGAAAAGUUGAAUUUUCAUUACCUGAUUUAGAAGGAAGAGCAAAUAUUUUUAGAAUACAUUCAAAAACAAUGAGUUGUGAAAAAGAUAUAAGAUGGGAAUUAAUUUCGAGAUUAUGUCCAAAUGCAACUGGUGCUGAAUUAAGAUCUGUUUGUACAGAAGCUGGUAUGUUUGCAAUUAGAGCAAGAAGAAAAGUUGCAAAUGAAAAAGAUUUUUUAAAAGCUGUUGAUAAAGUUAUAAAAGGUAACUUGAAAUUUAGUUCAACAAGUGAAUAUAUGCAAUAUAAUUAA